Molecule: messenger RNA, 6874 nt
Organism: Lactuca saligna
Lineage: Eukaryota; Viridiplantae; Streptophyta; Magnoliopsida; Asterales; Asteraceae
Source: the annotation of a GenBank genome assembly
GUUUGUACUCUGUACUACGAGAUCAAUAGGGUUGAUUUGGUCAUUUGAAGCUCAAAAUUUCACACGAUUUACCCGAGUAAAGGUUAUGGGUAUAUGAUAAAAAAUUCAAAAAUGAGAAAACCCACACAAAACGUUAAAAAUUCACUUGCUGCAUGCUCCUCCUGGCUAUAACACAAGAAAGCGGAGCCCUCACAAAUCAGACACCACUCUCUUUCUACAGACGCUUGUAAAACCCUCUUCUCUCUCUUCUCUCCUCAAUUUCGCCAUCGAUCGAUAAAGAUUUGAUGAUGGAAGAAAAUCCUUCACCAGCUGUUUUGGAAGGGAAGAUUACCGGAAUAAGUUUCUCAUUGGCCACUGAAGACGAGAUUCGUAAAGCUUCCAUUAGUGAUUGCCCCAUUAGCCAUACGAGCCAGCUGUCCAAUCCGUUUCUUGGACUUCCCCUCGAAGUGGGAAGAUGUGAAUCUUGUGGCACAGCUGAACCUGGCAAAUGUGAAGGUCAUUUUGGGUACAUCGAGUUGCCGAUUCCGAUAUAUCAUCCAUCUCAUCUUAAUGAGCUCAAGCGUAUCUUGAGUUUAAUAUGUCUCAAGUGUUUAAAGUUCAAGAAUCGAAGGUUGCCAAACAAGACUGCUGGUAUGUUUGAAAAGGUUUUGACUGGAUGUUGCGAGGAAACUGCAAAUGUAACUGUGGAUGUGGUACAAAAACAAGAUGGAGCAUCUUACUUACAGCUUAAAGUUCCAUCUAAAACAAGUAGAGAUGGGUUAUGGGAAUUUCUUGAACGUUAUGGUUACAGAUAUGGUGAUGGAAACAAGAGACCUUUACUUCCAUCUGAGGUGUUAGUGAUGUUAAAGAAAAUUGACAAGGAUAAGGCAACUAAAAAGAAGUUAGCUGGGAGGGGAUGUUUUUUCCAGGAAGGGUAUAUCAUGCAACAUCUUCCCAUCCCUCCAAAUUGUCUUUCAACACCAGAUGUCUCUGAUGGCAUCAAUGUUAUGUCUUCGGAUAUUUCAAUGACGAUGCUUAAAAAAGUUUUGAGACAAGUGGAAAUUAUUAAGAGUUCCAGAUCUGGGAUUCCAAACUUUGAGUCUCUUGAAGUCGAGGUUAAUGAUCUGCAGAAUGCUGUAUCGCAAUAUCUUCAAUCAAGGGGUGCUAAGGCCUCCCCCAACAAAAAUAUACGCUACGGAAUUGCAAAAGAACUGAACGACUCUUCUUCAACCAAAGCAUGGCUUGAGAAAAUGAAAACUCUUUUCAUAAGUAAAGGAUCAGGGUUUUCUUCCAGAAGUGUCAUAACAGGUGACCCAUACAAAGGUGUGGGCGAAAUAGGAAUACCAUUUGAGAUAGCUCAGAGAAUAACAUUUGAAGAAAGGGUAACUGAAUACAACAUGAAGUUCCUUCAGAAGUUGGUAGAUGACAAGUUGUGUUUAACAUAUAGAGAUGGCAAUAACACAUAUUCUUUAAGAGAAGGGUCAAAGGGGCACACGUUUUUGAAACCAGGACAGGUUGUUCACAGAAAGAUUAUGGAGGGAGAUGUGAUCUUUAUCAAUAGGCCACCCACUACCCAUAAGCAUUCGUUACAAGCUUUAUCGGUUUAUAUCCAUGAUGAUCACACCUUCAAGAUUAAUCCUUUAAUCUGUGGGCCAUUGAGUGCUGAUUUUGAUGGAGAUUGUAUUCACAUCUUUUACCCUCAAUCCCCAGAAGCAAAAGCUGAAGUUUUGGAGCUUUUUGCAGUUGAAAAGCAGCUUUUGAGCUCACACAGUGGAAAUGUAAACCUGCAGUUUGGGUCUGACUCUUUGUUAUCUCUUAAAACUCUGUUCAAGAAAUUCUUUUUCAAGAAAUCAGAAGUCCAACAGCUGGCAUUGUUCACAUCAAGUACUUUGCCCAAACCCUCAAUGUUAAAAGUCCGGGGUGCUGGCCCAUUUUGGACUGUUUUGGAGCUUCUGGAAACAUCUUUACCUCCGGGAUUCGAUUGCUCUGGGGAACGCUUCUUGAUCAAAGACAGCAAAAUAUUGAAGCUGGAUUACAGUCGGGAGGUGAUACAGUCCAUCAUCAAUGAUGUGAUCAGUUCGAUUUUUUUCACUAAAGGCCCAAAAGAGGUGUUGAAGCUGUUUAACUCGUUGCAACCGAUGCUAAUGGAAAAUCUUUCCGGUGAGGGAUUUAAUCUAAGUUUGGAGGAUUUUAUUGUCCCGAAAAGUAUAUUGAGAGAUAUCGAAAUCGAGCUUCAAGAUUUAUCUUCUUUGCUAUAUCAUUUGAGAUCAACCUACAACGAGGUGAUUGCGUUACAGCUUGACAAACAUCUGAGGGCAGUAAAAUCGCCAAUUUCUGAAUUUAUCUUGAAGUAUUCAUCGAUGGGUAGUUUGAUCGAUUCAAAGAGCGAUUCUGCUGUUACAAGAAUCAUCCAACAAAUUGGGUUUUUGGGACUACAGAUUCUGGAAAAGGGGAGGUUGUAUUCAAGAACUUUGGCAGAGGAUUUAUCGAAACAUUUUCGCGGGAACUAUCCGUUUCCAGAGAAAUACCCAUCUGAGGAGUUUGGGUUAAUCCGGGGCUGCUUAUUCCAUGGGCUUGACCCGUAUCAGGAAUUGGUGCAUUCUAUUUCAAACCGUGAAGUUAUGGUGAGGUCUUCUAGAGGGUUGACUGAACCCGGAACUUUGUUCAAAAACUUGAUGGCUAUUCUUCGUGAUGUUGUAAUCUGUUAUGAUGGGACUGUGAGAAAUGUGUGUAGCAAUUCAAUCAUACAGUUUGAAUACGGGGUCCAUACACAGAAUUUGUUUGCUGCUGGUGAACCGGUCGGAGUAUUGGCGGCAACGGCCAUGUCAAACCCUGCAUACAAGGCGGUUCUUGAUUCUUCCCCAAAUAGCAACUCCUCUUGGGAUAUGAUGAAGGAGAUUCUGCUUUGUGGAGUGAAUUUCAAGAACGUGCAUAAUGAUCGUCGGGUGGUACUGUAUUUGAAUGACUGUGAUUGUGGCAAUAAGUAUUGUCUUGAGAAGUCUGCAUAUUUUGUGAAAAAUCAUUUGCGAAAAGUCAGCCUUAAAGAUACUGCUGUUGAAUUCCUUAUAGAAUUCACAAGACAGCAAACAAGUGAAAAUGCUGAAAUUGGUGCAGGACUUGUUGGUCAUAUUCAUCUGAAUCAGGCAAUGUUGAAAGAAUCCAAUAUUAGCAUGGAAGAGAUUCUUGUGAAAUGUGAAGACACCCUGAAUAUCUACCGGAAGAAGAAGAAAGAAGUUGGAUUAUUGUUCAGGAGUAUAGCUUUAUCUUGCGGUGAAUGUUCGUUCCACCAAUCAUCAGAAAACAAAUGGAUGCCAUGCUUGAAAUUCUUUAGGCAGGACACUGGUGGUCUUCAAUUGGAGAAGGCCGCUCGCAUACUUGCUGACUUUGUUUGUCCUGUUCUUUUAGAUACAAUUAUAAAAGGCGAUCCGCGGGUGAAAGAAGCCAAUAUCAUUUGGAUCGGUCCGGAAUCAACUGUUUGGAUUAGAAAUCCAAAUAAGGAUCAAAUGGGUGAAUUCUCUAAUCCAAAUAGGGACAAAAAGGGUGAAUUCUCUAAUCCAAAUAAGGAUCAAAAGGGUGAAUUGGCGAUUGAUGUGGUUCUUGAGAAGGCAGCUGUUAAGAAAAGCGGGGAUGCAUGGAGAACAGUGAUGGACACCUGCCUUCCUAUAAUGCAUCUGAUCGACACUACACGAUCCAUUCCUUAUGCAAUUAAACAAGUUGAGGAUCUUCUUGGUACAUCUUGUGCAUUUGAGCAAGCUGUCCAGCGCCUCUCAACCUCUGUUUCAAUGGUUUCCAAAGGCAUGCUGAAAGAGCACCUACUUCUAUUGGCGAAUAGCAUGACGUGUGCAGGAACUCUUGUUGGUUUCAAUCAAGCUGGCAUAAAGGCCUUGUCCAAAACCCUUAAUUUCCAAGUACCAUUUUCCGAAGCGACAUUAUAUACACCAAAACGCUGUUUUGAGAAGGCGGCUGAGAAGUGCCAUUCUGAUUCUUUAUCCAGCAUUGUGGCUGCAUGUUCUUGGGGCAAACCAGUUGCUGUGGGUACAGGAUCUCGGUUUGAUAUACUGUGGGACACAAGAGAGGUUGAACUUAACCAAAAGGAUGGCAUUGAUGUAUACAACUUCCUUCAUUUAGUACACGGUGGAUCAGAAGAAGAAGCUGAUAAUGGAUGUCUUGGUGGUGAGGUUGAUAGUUUUGACAUGGAGGAUAAUUUCAUGGAAGCAGGGUCUCCCGAGCAUGAUUCGGGUGCACCUAAAGCAGUUUUUGAGGACACUUUGGAACUAAAUCUUGGUCAAAUGGAGACUGCAGCUCCUGAAGAUGGGAACUCCGGUGGCGGCUGGGGGGCAGCUGUGAAGAGUACACCACCUGAAAGUGGCAGCGGCUGGGGGGCGGCUGUGAAGAGUACACCAGCUGAAAGCGGCAGUGGCUGGGGGGCGGCUGUGAAGAGUACACCACCUGAAAGCGGCAGCGGCUGGGGGGCAGCUGUGAAGAGUACACCACCUGAAAGCGGCAGCGGCUGGGGGGCGGCCGUGAAGAGUACACCACCUGAAAGCGGCAGCGGCUGGGGGGCAGCUGUGAAAACUACACCUACGACUGAAGGUAGCAGUGGUGGAUGGGGGGCGGCUGUGAAGAGUACACCUACGACUGAAGGUAGCGGUGGCUGGGGGGCAGCCGUGAAGAGUACACCUACGACUGAAGGUAGCGGCAGCUGGGGGGCAGCUGUGAAGACUACACCUACGACUGAAGGUAGCGGUGGCUGGGGGGCGGCUGUGAAGAGUACACCUACGACUGAAGGUAGCGGCGGCUGGGGGACAGCCGUGAAGACUACACUAAUAAGUGAAGGCGGCAGUGGUGGUGACUGGGGGAGUGAGAAGGAGAAGGGAUCAGGGUGGGGUAAAAAAGCGGAAGAACCUGCAUGGGGCGGGAAGAAACCGGAUUCGGACGCUGGGGCAGGAUCAGAAUCAGCUCCAUGGGGUAAAAGAGAGGAAACUGCUUGGGGUAAGAAAGUUGACAGUGGGGGUUCAGCUGCCGCCUGGGGUAAAAAAGAUGGCACCGGGGACUCAGCUCCAUGGAGCAAAAAAGCUGACACUGGCGGUUCAACUCCAGCUCCAGCUCCAUGGGGUAAAAAAGCCGACACUGGGGGUUCAACUCCAGCUCCAUGGGGUAAAAAAGAUGACACUGCUUCAUGGGGUAAAAAAGCUGACCCUGGGGGUAUUGGUUCAGCUCCAUGGGGCAAAAAAGAUGACAACGGAUCAGCUCCAUGGGGCAAAAAAGAUGACACUGGGGGCUCAGGCUCAGCUUCAUGGGGUAAAAAAGCUGACACUGGGGGUAUGGGUUCAGCUCCAUGGGGCAAAAAAGAUGACACCGGAUCAGCUCCAUGGGGUAAAAAAGAUGACACUCCAGCCCCAUGGGGAAGAAAGGAUGUUAAAGCUGACGAGCCUGGUCAAGUGGAAGAGUCUCAGUGGGGUAAAAUAGAGUCCUCUGGUUCCUGGGGCAAAUCAGUACAAAAGCCUGAUUCCGCUCCGAAAUGGGGUGGGAAUAAUAAAAGCGAGGAGGGGUUGGAUUGGAGUAAAAAGGUGGAGGAAAAAACAGAAUCCAAGGAUGGAUGGGGUUCUCAAAGUCAAUGGGGUGCAAAGAAUCCUGAAGGGGGGUCAUCAGAAGACACCACCGCCGAAGGCGAGAAACCAGCAGGAGCUUGGGGAUGGAAUCGGAAACCCGAGCAGAAACCGGAUCAGGGACAGGGUGGCUGGAAAAAGAAGGAAGGGUGGGGGCCAAGGAGAGACCGGCCUGCUCGGCCAGCUGGCGGGCCAAAUGACGGGCCAAGGCCCGGUGGGGGACCGUUCACUGCAUCUCGUCAAAGGCUGGAUCUGUUUACUUCAGACGAACAGGAGAUUCUCGCUGAUAUUGAGCCCAUCAUGCUUUCUAUUAGGAGAAUCAUGAGCCAAGAGGGAUAUAAUGAUGGCGAUCCUUUGUCUGCUGAAGAUCAAACAUAUAUCCUUGAAAAUGUAUUCAACCAUCAUCCAGAAAAAGCUCAGAAAAUGGGAGCUGGGAUCGAUUACGUCAUGGUGACGAAGCAUACGCUUUUCCAAGACAGCAGGUGUCUUUUCAUAGUGUCAACAGAUGGGCGGAAAGAGGACUUCUCUUACAGGAAGUGUUUGGAGAACUUUGUUCGUGGAAAAUAUCCGGACAAAGUGGAUGAAUUCAUGUCAAAAUACUUCAAGAAGCCUCAACCUCGGCCACCAAGGGAACCACGCCCCCCUGGCCCAGGUCAAGAUGAAGCCAUCGGGACCCCUAAUUCCCAAUCUCAGUCUGGAUGGAAACGGGGGGAUUCCAAUGAUGAAGGUGGCACCCAGACCCCUCGCUCCCAGCCAGGAUGGAACCGGGAUUCCGGUAGUGAUGCCGGAACACCCCGUUCUCAAUCACAAUCUCAAUGGGGAGGGAGUGAGGCAGGAACACCUGUUUCUGGUUCUGGAUGGAAGAAGGAGGCAGAAGGCGGAGGAGGAUGGAACAAAGGAGGUGGAGGAGGGGGUUGGGGGUCCUGAGAGUGAGAGUGAGAGUUGAUUUGAAUUUGGGGUUGGAAUAUUUGUAACCCUGUAGGUUAGGUAAUGUAGGAGGGUAGGGUGCUGGCUUUUGCUUUUUUAAUCUCUGGUGCACAGCAGACAGUAGUAGUAAGGAAAGGAAAGGUUUUGGUGGAAUGAAUGACAUGAUGGGAUGUGAUGUGAUGUGAUAAAUAUUUUGGAUGAUUAGUUUGUUUCAUCUGCGAUUUGUGAUGUGUGUGUAUGGUACUUAAUGCAGAUGCAGAUGUAUGGGUAAUGGGUGUGUUAUUGAUCAUUGUUAUUAUAGAUUCUAUCAAUGGGCAUCUGUUUGUUUCUUCACAUUCCAAAAAUCCAUUUCUUCUUCA